Paramecium sonneborni is the source of this 6778-nucleotide messenger RNA. The record is from the annotation of a GenBank genome assembly. Lineage: Eukaryota; Ciliophora; Oligohymenophorea; Peniculida; Parameciidae.
CAAUCAACACACAAAGUACUCAAUGAUAGAAAUUUUAGGAACUUAUUUGAAUGUCAAUGAUUGUAUUGAUGGAUUAAAAGGAUAAAAAUUGCAUGACAUAUCCUUAUAAAUUACUCAAACUAGAAAUGAAAUUUUAAAACAAAUGCAAUCAUCAACUAAUAGAAAAAGAGUAUUAGGUGAAGAAAUGAGUUAAAAUAUUGAUGAAUUCUUAGAAGCAGUAUAUUAUAAUUAAUAUAUAACUUUAGAAAUAUUCAAUUAGCAAAAAAUUUCAAAAAUAAGUCUUUAACUUGAUAGAUUCAAAUAAAAUUGAAUAAGAAUAAGAACAAUUCAAAUUUCAAUGUAUUGAAACAAAUGAAGUUAAAACUGAUCUCGAAUAAUUACAUGAAUUAAUUAAAUCUUCAUUUAGUAAAUGAUUAGCCAUUAAAUAUAAUUCGCAUUAUAUUUUAUUUAAUAUUUUUAUAUUUUAGUAUAAAAAAGUAGAAUCAAUGAAUUAGAUUGAGAAGAGAAAUAGAAGUAAAGAGAUUUCUUAAAAUUCUGAUAUUAAUGUCUUAAAUGAUAAGUUUUUUUUUAAUUAAAAUAUAUUAGCCGUCAUUCAAAUGCGCUGGAAACUCCAGAAAUAAAAAGAAAGUUCAGCGUUGACAGAAGUUAAAGUUAGCUCCAGAGUUCCUUUGAUUAAUUCAAUUAGAUCUAAUUUCACGAGUAAAAUAACUUAUUUAUUCAAUAGUGAAACAUUUCCAUAAGGUAGCAAUAUUAAUAAUUCAAAAAUGUCUGAAUAUUCAUUAGAAAGCAUUGAAAGAGAUGACAUGGUUGAAGAUAGAGUUAAUCGUCAUACAUUACAAAAAUCAAUUCAUAACUAUUAAAAAUUAAUAUAAUCAGCUACACAAUCACUUAACAUGUAACAAAAACCUAAACCAGAUCCUGAAAAAUCAGGUGUUGCUAUUAAUUUCAUGAAUGCUUUUAAUUAACAUCAAGAAGUAUAAAAUGAAUAUUUUAAUGAUGUUGAAUAUGAAAAAAUCAUACGAAGACAUAAAAAAUUAAUUGUAAAAAAUACAAUGAAGGAUCCAUAUUAUGUUAGAUUAGUGAAAUUAUCAGAAAUAUAAAGAUUAAAUUAUGAGUUGCAAGUAAAUUUUACCGUUUAUUUUUAGAAAUAUAAUGAUAAUUUGGCUUUGUUAAAUCUAAGAAAAGGCUUUAUUUAUUUCUUACAUGGCAUCCCUAUAAUGGCAAGAAUUAUUGUGAACAAUUUUAUAUUUAAAAUCCUAAUGACAUUUCUUAUCCUAUUUAAUGUGAUACUAUAUAUUGUAGUUAAAACAAAUGGAAGAACUGAUACAGAUCAUAUAGAAGAAGUAGUUACACUAUUAUUUAUUUCUGAAAUUGGAUUAAGAAUUAUUGCAAGUGGAAUCUUUUUUAAUGAUUAUGCAUUUUUUAGAAAUAUGGAAAAUAUUUAUGAUAUUGUACUUAUAAUUUUCACAGCAAUGAAUCUUUACUAUCCAGAAAUAAUAAUUAUAGAUAUAUCUCCUUUAAGAUUGGUAACUUUGUUGAUGUAUUUGACAAUUAUUUUUCAGGGAUUAAAUGUAAUGAUGACAGCAUUAAAAUAAUCAGUAAAAUAUUUGAUUGAAGCAUUAAUGAUUGUGAUUCUAUUUUCAUUAAUAUUUGCAUCUAUGGGGAUAUUUUUAUUUUAAGGAUUGUUCAAUUACAGAUGUUAAUAUGAAAAUGGCGAUGAAACUGAUGGAUGGAUAUAAUGUUAAAUAGAUCAAUGUCCAGAUGGUAUGCUUUGUAUGUAUAGCGAAAAAACUCCAAAAAUGCCAACUUCUUUUAAUGAUUUAAUUGGUUCUUUGGGAUAGAUUUUAAGAACUAUUACGAUGGAUGAUUGGAGUUGGGUAAUGUUUUUUACAAUGAGGAUAUUUCAUCCUUGGAUUUGGUUGUAUUAUUUAUUAAUCAUUUUUAUUGGAGGUUUUUUUGGAUUUAAUAUUGUUAUUGCUGUUUUGAAAGUUCAUUAUGCUGAAGCCACAGAAGAAAAUAAAAAAAGAGAAGAAGAAAAAGAGAUUGAAAAAAGAUUGAAAGAAGAAAAUGAAUUCCCAGAAAGAAAUUUAUUAGAAAUUUUAGAUGUUGCACAUUUAAGAGAAAUAGGCAUCUAUAAAGUAAUCAAAAAAUAUAGAAAUCAUUUAACUGAACCUAUUAUUAAAAAAUUUGCAAUUGAAGAUCCUAAUAGCUUCAAAAAAUCAUAUCAAACUACGAGAACAUUAUCAGCUAAAUAAAGAUAAAUGGAAAGUGGAAUCAUUAAAAUAUCUUUUAUUUAAUAUGUCACAGGUUUAACUUGGAAAAGAUUUCUUUUACCAAAGUUUGAUAUUUUAAAUGCUUUAAUUAAAAGAAUAAAACCUAAAAAUUAUACUGAAGAUGAAUUUAAUAUGAAAAUUAUUGAAAAACUUAAAACUAUACAUUUUUCAAGACUUUAACCAUAAGUAAAUCUUUAAGUAAAACAAAAUUUUAACUCUUCUAAUGACAUUUUAAUAAAACUAAUGUAUUUAUUAUUAUUAAUAUUUUUAGUAAUUAAUAAGAUUUGAUUCAAAAAGAAAAAAACUUUAAUUUAGAAAAGAUAAGAUCUCUUAAAUUCAAAAUGAUUUAUCAUUAGAUUAAAAUUGAAAAAGAAAAAUUGUAUGGAAAAACAUAAUUUGCAAAAUCAAGUUUUCCUACUAAAACAAAGGGUCAACAACCAUUUAUAAGUAGAAAUUAAAAGAAAAUUGAAUAAACCACAGAUUCUAUUGUCAACUUUGAAAGAUCAGAAAUAAAAUAAUCUAAUAAAAUGAAAUUUUCAUAAAUUUUAGAAACUUAGCAUAAAAAUUUCUCCAUUUUUCGAAAUGGAUAACCUUAUAUAUUUGUUUAAGGAUAUUAUACUAAUUAUGAAGGAGUACAAGAUAAAAUUAAUUAAAAAAUCCCAUCAAUAAAUCAUAAUUAAAUUUCUAAUAAAUUUAAAUAUUAAAGUAUGAGAAUGAAAGAAUACUAAAAUCAUAAAACAAUCUAAAAACAUAAUUGGUCUGGCAAAGAUGUACUUGAAAUAAAUAAAAAUAGAUUAAAAUACUUUUAAGUAGUCUUAAUUAUGCUUAAUAAAGCUGAUUUCCUUAUUUGGAUGAAAGGAAUUAAGGGAUUUUACAUAAUGUCUUAAAAAUAUGCCUAUUUAACUGUUACUAGUAGAUUUAGUCAAUUUUUCUUUGAUUUAGUAAUCCUGAAUAAUUUUACAUUUUUAUCUCUUUAAGGAAUUGUAGAUAUCAAUAUCAUUUCUGCUGUUGAAGAUAUUUCAACGAUAUUUUUAUGUUGUGAAUUGUUGAUGAGAUUUUUUGGUUUUAAAUUAAGAGAUCUUUUAAGAUCUCCAGAUUUAAUUUUAUAAUCUACUAUUGUAAUUAUCAAUUUUUUCGAAUUCACCAUGAGUGAUUAUAUGACAACAUUUCUGAAUGAACAAAAUUUAAGAUUAAUUAGAGGAACAAAAUGUUUAUUAUUCUAUAGAUGUUUAAAAUAUAAUAAAAUGGCUAUAACAAUUGGUCAUAUUGCUUCUAUGACUUUCGAUUAAUACAUUUACUUAGCAUUUUUAAUGUUUUUAGUAAUAUUUAUGUAUGCUCUAACAGGAAUGGAAAUGUUUGUUGGAAAGUUUGAUUAAAAUGAUUCUCUUGGAUAAUUACAUUCUUAUGAAAAUAUUUUUAAAUCUUUUAUGACAAUCUUUAAUAUAAUGACAAAUGAUGAUUGGUAUGGAGUAUAUGUAAUUGGAAGUGAUAUUAAUUUCACAUUUUCAAUUAUUUAUUCAUUUUCUUUAGUGUUAAUUUUAAAUUACUUAACUUAUGGAUUAGUUAUGGCUGUUUUAUUGGAUGGAUUUGGAAAAUAUUUAGAUUAACCAGUAGAAGAAAUUUAAAAUGAAAUUCAGAAGAAUAUUAAUGAAUAAUUAUAGCAUAUAACAUAAAAUUCAGAUGAAAUAUAAAUGUAAUUAAUGGAAACAUAUUCAGAACCAGUAUUGACAAAAAAAAAUUUAACAAAUGAAGAAAUUUAUAAAAAUAAACCAAAUUUAAUUUAUAAUUUAAUAAAAUCGAUAAGUAAAUAAAAUAUAAUAUAAUUUUUUAGAAUAAAUUAAUAGGAAAUUAUUAGAAAGAACACCUUAAUUAUAUGAAGGAAUAUAAUGUGAAUCUUCUUUAUUUUUUUUUGAAAAAGAUAAUAUAUUUCGUAUUAUCUUGACACAUCUUACAACAUCAAUGGUUUAUAUCUAUAUUAUGGAUAUAAUCACAUAUUUAUCAAUAAUUGCUUUUAUCCUAAAAACUUAUAAUGAUUAUGAAACAAAUAGUGAAACCUACCCUGAUACUCUUCAAUUCUCUUGUAAUAUAAUAUAAUUAGCAGAUACUAUUUUUAAUAUAAUUGCAAAAGGAUUAUUUAUGGAUCAAGGAUCAUAUUUAGUAUCAACAUUUUAAGUUUUAGAUUUUAUUUAUUAAGUUUCAAAUAUCAUAGCAUUUGGAAGUAAUCCUGAAGAUUUUAAACCAAUUUUGAAAAUCUUAUUAUAUUUAGGUUACUUUAGACCUAUGAAAUUAAUGUAUAGAUUAAGUUGGCUUACAAACUUAAGAGAAGCUAUUGGAAGAUCAUUAUUUGAUAUUCUUAAUGUCUUAAUCACUUUAUUAUCUGUAUGGAUAAUGUUUGGAGUAUAUGGUAUAAUUCUUUAUGAAUAAUAAUUUGGAUAUUGUGAAGACAAAAUGGUUUUUGAAGUAAAUAAAUAGACUUGUUUAUAAGAAGGCAAAAUUUGGGUGAAUUAUAAACAUAAUUUUGAUAAUAUUACUAUUGCUAUUCCUACAUUAUUUGUAACAGCAACUUUAGAUGGUUGGGGAGAAAUAUAUUAAGUUGCUGAAAAUAGUUAAGUAGCAGAAAUAGGUCCAUAAGGAUUUAAUUCAUAUAUAGUAACAUAUAUUUUCUUCUUACUUUUUGUAUUCAUAGGAUCAAUGUUUUUUUUGAGUUUAUUCACAGGAGUUCUAUAUACUAAUUUAAAAAAAAAUUAAAUGGAAAUUGAAAAAUCAGAACUUACUUAAUCAUAAAAAGAAUUUAAAGAAAUUUCAUCUAUGUUAAUAAAUGAUUUCCCACAAUUCUCAACUCCACCUACUCAUGGAAUAAGAAAAGUCUCCUCUGAUAUUACUAGUAGUCUUACUAUUUAAAAAUGCUUAUUUUUACUUCUAUGGGUUGAUUUUAUAAUAUUAUUAAUGUUUACAUCUGAAAUGAAUGAAGAGUAUUUCAGAGCAAUUAAUGAUGUUCAUAAUGGAUUAAGUGUUAUAUACUUUUUAUGGGUUGUAUUAUUAUUUUUGGCUUUAGGAGUAAAUAGAUUCUUUGAUAAUUAUUGGAGAAGAUUUUAUUUCUUUUUAAUUCUAAUUGCAAUAAUUGAUUUCAUAGCAGAUUAUUCAAUUGAUUGGAUCAUGAUAUAUUAUAAAUCAACUCCUCAUGAUACAGGAUUCUAAUUACUUCGCUUAUUCUUUUCUUUAAGAAGUUUAAGGAUUAUUUUAAUUUUCUAAGGAUUUAUCAAUCUAUAAAGAUUAAUAAAUGUAAUCCUUUUUGCUUUACCAUAUUUGGGUAAAAUUUUUGCUAUUUUAAUAAUCACAAUGCUAGUUUUUGCUUUGUUUGGCUGUCAAUUAUUUGGUACAAUAGAUGCUGGAUAAGUUUUAGAUGACUAAUUGAAUUUUAUGACAGCUGGAAGUGCAAUGAUGACUUUAUUCAAAUGUGCUUCUGGUGAUGAUUGGAGAACAAUAAUGACUGAUACUAUGCAUCAUAAUCCAUUAUGUUGGGAAGAUCCAAAAUAUUGUGGAUCAUUUGCAAGUUAAAUAUAUUUCUUUUUAUUUAUGUUUUUUUCCACAUAUGUUCUAUUAACCCUCUUUUUAUUAAGUUUAAUAGAAUAAUUUGAAUCAUUUUUCUAAAUAUAAGACUCACCAAUUUAAUCAUAUGUAGAAAAUAUUGAUAAAAUUAAAACAAUUUGGUGUAAAUACUCAUCAGAGACUUAAGGAUAAACGAUGCAUUAUAAAUUUUUAUGUAAAUUUCUAUUAGAUAUUGGUAAACCUUUAGGAGGAGGAGAAGAAGAAAAUCUUUGGGAUGUCGCAAAAAUAGCUUCAUCAUUUAAAUUAAAAUGGUAAUUCAUUAUCAAAUAUUAAUAGUGAUCAUUAUGGUUACAUUUAAUACAAUUAAUUGAUUUAUGAAUUAUUUAGAGUUAAAUUCCAUACAGAAGUUUUUAAAGAUGCUCCUCCUGAUUCUAUUAAAUAAAUUAAAUAAUUUAGCAAAGAAAUGCAAUUACGAUUGAUGUAUUAUAGAAAAAAUAAGAACAUUGAAAGAUCUAAUAUUAGUUCUGCACUUUAAUUAAAAGCUAAUUUCAAUAUUCUUCAUGAUUAUCUAACUGUUUUGAUUCUAUUUAAAACUUGGGAAUCUUAUAGCAAAGUUCUUAUAAAAAAAUUAGCUAUCAAACAAAAUUAAUUUUCUGAUGAUGCUAUAUCCAUGGAUAGUGAGCUAUAGUAAAAGUAUUUUAAUUUAUUAUUAUUAUUAAAUUAGUCACAAUCAAAAUGCAAAUCAUUUAAUUGAACCAGAAAUGUUUGAAGCCUCUUAUGAAGAAGCUACAUUAAAUGGUAAUUUUAAAAUUAGAAAACACCAUAAUACAAAUGAAAGUUAAAAUUUAUCAAAUAUUGAUUUACCUAUUUAUAAUGGCAAUGCUCCACAAUCUAUUUUAGAUGAAGAUAUCAAAAUAAUAUUUUCUGCUGCUGGAGAAAGAUAACCUAUAAUAUGA